Molecule: messenger RNA, 873 nt
Organism: Elephantulus edwardii (Cape elephant shrew)
Lineage: Eukaryota; Metazoa; Chordata; Mammalia; Macroscelidea; Macroscelididae
Gene: TMEM221
Product: transmembrane protein 221
Exons: 3
Coding region: 1-873 (290 amino acids)
Source: RefSeq, a predicted model, not a curated record
AUGGCCCGCUCGUACGGCGGCCGGGUGCUGGCCGCAAUGACCCUGCUGGGAAUCCCCGCGGCCGUGCUGGCGGCGCUGGGCGCGCAGCUGCUGUUCCAGUUGCAGGCGGGUCGCGCCGAGCUGCGGGGACCCCGCGCCGAGGGCCUGGCUCCGGGGCUGGGCACGGGCCCUGGGCUGCCGGAGGACGCGGCCGGGGCGCUGCUGCCGCUGGCCGCUGCGCUCGCCGCGCUCGCCCUGGUCCUGGCGCUCACCUGCCUGUUGCUCUCAGCGCUCUGCAGCCACUUGGGCGCCGAGAUGGCCCGGGGACCUGGCCCUAGCAGGUCCGACUGGUUUCUCUAUGACUGUCGCCUCCUCAGACACGUGGCCCUUGGUCUUUUCUGCUGUGGGGUCUCUGUCUACUUGGCAGCACUGUGCAUCUACGCUCUGCUGCUUUUUGAAAUUGAGGCUGGCGCUGCAGCUGCUUCCAUCCUCGGCUUAGGCGCCCUGGUCCUGGUGGCUGUGCUGACCCACACUCUCCUCCGUGCUGCCCGGGCCACCCACGGUCUCCACGAGCUGUCCCCACCGCCCUUUGAGGAUGAUCCGGCUCGCCCCACCGAGGUCUCCAAGGCCAGCCCCGGGGCUCAGCCCCAGCAGGGUACCCACCGCCGUUCCCCAUACUUGUCUUAUCCAGAACCUGGGAUUCCCCUUGGACCCAUGGCCCCCACCACAGCACCUGCAGCCCUGGGGGAAGGUCGACGGGGCAGCCUGACUGCACCCCGCAUGCACCGGGCACUGCCGGCUGCCACGGGGCCCUGGGAUGGGGUUACGCAUGAGAUGCGCAGCAUGCUGGGGUACAGAUCCGGGGCCACAGGAAAAGACUCCACACUUGUGUGA